This is a messenger RNA of Onthophagus taurus, 1525 nucleotides long. Its product is annotated as sensory neuron membrane protein 2-like. The record is from RefSeq and is a predicted model, not a curated record. NCBI's taxonomy places the organism in Eukaryota, Metazoa, Arthropoda, Insecta, Coleoptera, Scarabaeidae. Gene Ontology annotation, molecular function: scavenger receptor activity. Gene Ontology annotation, cellular component: membrane; cytoplasm.
UUUUUAAAAAUGAAUUGUCGAAGUUGGGUAAUUUUAAUUGUUUCUUUAGUGGGUGCUAUACUUAUUGUAAUUGGUGCUGUGUUAGGUUUUAAAGUAUUGCCAGAUUAUGUACAUGAUCAAAUAGCGGAGCAAGUACGUCUUGAAGAUGACACCGAACAAUUCGAGCGAUGGCGAAAAUUGCCAGUCGAUAUGGCAUUUAAAGUUUAUAUAUUUGAAAUUACAAAUCCUGAAGAAGUAAUUGCAGGCACAGAAAAGCCAAAUGUUAAAGAAAGGGGACCAUACGUUUAUAACGAGAGCAGGGAGAAAACUGGUAUUAGUCGAAAUAAAACGGCAGAUACCUUAACUUAUAAACAGUAUCAACAGUAUUCGUUUAAUAAAGAAGCAUCUGGAAUUAAUACGGAAGAAGACGAAUUUUAUGUUCUUAACACACCUUUAAUAGGAGCCUUCCAAACAAUAGAUCUUAUGGGUGGAUUUGGAUCAUUGGUAAACGAUGUUUGGGAAGGAGCAUUUAGCGAUCACCAAAUACUUGGCCCAUUCAUCAAAAUUAAAGUGAAGGAUUAUCUUUUUGGAGGUUUAGUAUUUUGCACCGAUUUAACCAACUCGAUGUGUGGACUCGUAACAGAAACCUCAAAACAAAUGAAAAAUUUAGAAAUAACACCAGAAGGUUACAUUUCGUUCUCUUUCUUUAAAUUUAAACAAAAUGCCCAUGAUGGAGAAUAUGUUAUAAAAGCUGGUAUGGAUGUCGUUGAAGAUCUCGGUUUAAUUGAAAAUUGGGAACAAACUACUAAAUUAGACACAUGGGAGGAUGAUGGUGAAUGUAAUACAAUAAGAGGUAGAGAUUCAUCCAUUUAUCCGCCAUAUAUUGAAGAAGAAGAUGAAUUCGAUAUAUAUAGUACCGAUAUUUGCAGAGUGGUUAGAUUAGAAUAUAAACGAGAAGAAGAGUACAAAGGUGUAACUGGACAACGAAGACAUUUAAAACAAGAUACUCUUACAAACACUGGAAGUAACUCUUGCUUCUGUACGAAGUAUACAGCAACUUUGGAGGGUUCUAGAGAUGAAUGUUUGCCAAAUGGUUUUGUGGACCUAUUUACGUGUCUGAAAGCAUCGGUUAUUUUAUCUUUCCCUCAUUUCUUGUGGGCUGAUAAAGAUACAGCAGCCACUGUAACAGGUUUAACUCCAGAUGAAGAUAAACAUAUAACUUUUGUUAACGUUGAACCGGGAACUGGAUAUCCUCUGCAAGGAUCUAAAAGAGUUCAAUUUAAUAUGAUUCUUAGACCAAUCAAAGGAAUUGACAUGACACAGACAUUAACACCAGCCAUGGUGCCUUUAAUUUGGAUUGACGAAGGUGUUGAGUUGACGGAUGACUUAAUCGACGAACUCGAUGAAAAAUACUUGAGUAAAUUAGUUUUGGUCGAUGCUGUUACGUGGACCUUAAUAGCUGUAGGGAUAGUUUUGUUCCUCGUUUUCGGAUGUUGGUUUAUAUUUAAGAAAAAAAAAUAAUUAAAUAGAAGGAAACUGAUAUUAA